This is a messenger RNA of Lytechinus pictus (painted urchin), 2676 nucleotides long. Its product is annotated as toll-like receptor 3. Gene Ontology annotation, cellular component: membrane. The record is from RefSeq and is a predicted model, not a curated record. NCBI's taxonomy places the organism in Eukaryota, Metazoa, Echinodermata, Echinoidea, Temnopleuroida, Toxopneustidae. The coding region runs from base 1 to 2676 and encodes 891 amino acids. Gene Ontology annotation, biological process: toll-like receptor signaling pathway; immune response. The transcript has a single exon. Gene Ontology annotation, molecular function: protein binding; transmembrane signaling receptor activity.
AUGGAUGGAUCGGGGUUGAUCGGGCUCCUUCCAGUGCUGUCCAUGGCCGCCUGGGCUUUCGCAGAUGUGCCUUACCAAUAUGAAACAUCGGGAGGCAACCACUCAGACCAUCCAGGCGUCACAUCUGUGAAUUGUUCACUGGGUUCUUCUAUGAAGAAUAUCUCAUGCGUUGGACUUGGUCUCCAGGAUGUCCCACAAGACCUUAUUCCUGAUGUGGAAGACCUCGACCUAUCAUCUAAUCAUAUCCGAUACCUCUCAAACUCCUCGUUCAGUCCGUACCGUCGUCUCAGAAUUCUAUCGUUAUACUCUAAUCAUUUGAGAAAAAUGGCUAUUGGGUGUUUUUACGCCAUGCCGAACCUUGAAAUGCUAAACCUAGGAAAUAAUCAUCUACAAACGGUAAGAUCCGACAUGUUUAAAAAAUCUAAGAACCUGGUUAGUUUAAGCCUCUAUAAAAAUAUGUUCUUAGAACUCAUCCCAAAUGACAUUUUAAGUUGGCUUCCUAAACUGAGGAAACUAAACCUUGGUUUAACUUUUAUAUCCAGAAUACACCUCAGUACCUGUAGUUCUAAGACUCCUGAACUGGACAUAAAUUUGGAGAACACAUGGAUUGCGAAUAUUACAGAUGACACGUUAGCCAUUAACUGUGAGAUAAAUUCACUGUCUAUGAAGCAGAACUUGAUACCUAUCUCGGUGAUUGAACCACACACUAUUGCUUCCCUGCACUCCAGGAUAUUCUCUUUCAGCUCAAAUAAGGUCUCUGCAGAACAAUGGAAACCCUUCUUCAUAGGCAUUGCCAACUCAGAAAUCGAGGAGCUUGUUAUACAAGCUAGCCGCAUCGAGGAAAUUGAUCAAAGCUAUUUUGAACCUCUGCAAAACAAGGAGCUUCAGAUCCUUGAUCUCAGUCACAACAGUUUCCCUAACAUCACAAAUAGUGGAUUCCUAGAACUUCCGCUAGUCCAUACCCUUAUUCUUGAUGAUUGUCAAAUUAAAAAAAUACAUCCCGAAGAUUUUACAAAAAUGAAAGGAUUACGUGUACUUCAUCUGAAUUCCAAUUGGAUUAAUUACAUAAAUGAUUACUACGGUAAUGUGACGUGGGAUAUUGAUCUUCAAGAACUGUACCUCGCAUUUAACAAACUGCAUAGUAUUCAUUUGAAAUCUUUUGAAGGGUUGAAUAAUCUAACAAUUUUGGAUUUGAAGGGUAAUGAAGAUUUAGAACAGGUAUUCAUUGCCCCGUCUACAGGUUUAUGGAACCUCCAGAGUUUAGAUUUAUCCCAGACAAGAUUAGAUAUAAUUACGGUCUAUGCUCCCUACCUACAAAGUUUCAUUUCAAAUGAUUGUGAAGAAUACUUCUUCAUUUAUUUGAGUGAAUUGGGAAUGCUCUUUAAUCACAGUAAAUUAUUUCUUGAAAAUGUAUACUUGGAAAAUAACGAUCUUGUGGACCUUUGGUAUAGCAUUGAUGGAAACUGGGUUUCUGUGUUCCAAGGUUUAAGGGGACUAAAACUUCUUGAUGUAAAGAAAAACCCAUUAAGAUAUCUGAAAGCUGGAUUAUUCACAGAUUUGCAGAAUCUCCAAAUAUUGGAUCUAAGCUAUUGUGAACUCUCUUAUCUUGAAUCAAAGGCAUUUGAAGGUCUUCAACGUCUUAAGAACUUACAUCUUCAGGGUAAUAGCUUGCACGAGCUUCCAAGUAGAUUGUUUGAAAAUACCGGAGAGCUAGCGAUGAUCCACCUGGAGGAAAACAUACUGAGAUAUCUUGAUCGUGAUCUUUUUGUGAAUUCAUCAAAUCUUCGAAAUCUGACUCUUCAAGGAAAUCGAUUGAGUGGAUUUAAUCGUAGUACCUUUGCGCCCCUAUUUGAUCAUCUCUAUUCAAUAGAUAUUUCGAAAAAUGAGGUUGUAUGCACGUGUGAUAUAAAAUGGCUUCCGGUCUGGCUGUCCGGGUCCAUCAUAGUUUUGAAUGAAAAUGACACUAGGUGUUCCCCUGCUUCUCUUGAAGAGCUCAAAGAAAAGCCAUUGAUGUCAUUUAAACCAGCCGAAUUGUGUGUCCAAGACAUCGGUCUUUACUGCUCUCUACCUAUCGUAACAAUUUGGAUAUUCAUGGUUUUGGCCUUUGCAUAUCACUAUCGAUGGUUCUUAAAAUAUAAGUUGUUCCUCAUGAAACUGGCAGUCAUUGGAUAUCGGCAGAUCCAGGAUGCUCGAGACUUUGAUCAGUAUGAAUUUCAUUUAAACGUGAUGUUUGCAGAAGAGGACGAAGCGUGGGUAAGAGAUCGCCUCCGUCCAGUCUUAGAAGAAAUGCUUCCUGAUCACAACAGAAAUAUCUUCGGCGAUAAUGACCUUCCUAUAGGUAUGCAUUACAACGAAGCCGUUGAUUACGCUGUAGAAAAUAGCUACAAGACAAUUAUUUUAGUCAGUAGAGCUGCUAUCCAGGACAACUGGUUUGUUAUCAAGUUUCGGAUCGCUGCGGAUCAGGUCAAUGACUCUCAGCUAGAGAACGUAGUAGUGAUCUUCUUGGAGGAUAUUCCGGGCGACGAGCUUCCAUUCUUGGUGAGGCUGUAUCUUAGUGUUCGCCAACCAUACCUUGGUUGGGAAGAGGAUGAAAGGUUUCAAGAGUACUUCUGGCAAACACUGAUCAAGAUGCUGACCAUAAAUCUAAGGAGCAAUAAUGCAAUCCCAUCCGAGUAA